AUGCGCUACGGAAACUGGGAUGUGCUUCUUUUCCCGGAGCUCUCCAGGGUGCCAAUCCAGGAGUUCAAGACCCAAUGCUUUGUGACCAAGGAUAAGGACUCGCCAAACCUGCACAGUGCCGCAUACCAUAGCCCUCACACAUAUUAUCCUGACCCGGCCCGUUGCAACCAACUCCCUGUUCUCACGACCUUCAUCCCGAGUCUGCCUCAAGACAGUCGGUUCCGGGUGUCAGUGCACAGCUGGGAGAAGCCACGUCCUAGUCUCUCGAUCGAAUCUCACAUGGAGCCAGAGGAUGUUUUGCUCUUUGAAGCUCGCAUCUAUGUGGAUGGUGCUUUCGUUGCUGGCACUAUCUUCGGGCAGAGAACUGAUUGGCCGCAUGUUAUUGAACUCAGUGCCCAUAUUCUGGAGUUUUCCAACAUCGCCUGGCCCAACCCUAAGAUGUGGCUGCCAUCGGGCAAUGGACCUCGGUAUUUUCCAGGAAAUGGGUACGGUAACACCAAGAGACCCGAUGACCCCCACGGACAUUCUCCGAGCAAGCCCAACAGUACUACUGUCAACUCCAGCAGCCAGUCCAGCAGUAGCAAUGCCGCAACUUACAACAGCAGCCACCACCAACCUGGCAAUCCAUCAAGCGUUGCGUGGACUCCUCACCGAGGUUUUCCCAUCCCCUCUACGCAAUGGACUGAUUACCCACGGGGACCUCGCUGGGAAGGACAGGAUACAUACAUUGUUGAGCCCGCUUUGGAAGCUUUUAUCGACGACACUGCUUGGCGUCAACGCGGUGCCCGAUCUUCUCGGGAAGAUGUCCCAAUGCCAGACUACGCCUCUAGCUCUACCAGCAGCCGUGCCAUCUCGAGCAUGACUGGCAUCAGCUACGAGCACAGCAAACAGCCCAGCAUAAUCGCCGCCAUGGAUGAUGAGCAGUACAGCGAGUUGAUCCAGUCUCUCACCCCUACAAAGUUGCCAACCGUGGGCACCCGUGCACCCUCCAACACUCCCUCCGCCAUAGUGGCCGCCGGAAAGCCGUCUGCUGCCGCCAAAGCACGCUCUGAAGGCUACGGUCGACUUACUCGUCGCACCUCUGCCCUCUGUGAAAUCUCGCAGCCCAGCACCCGUGACGUCUCAGACUCAAGCAUGCAGCCUGUUCACGAGAAGGAUGUUGUUGACUUGCCAAUCUCCAAGGUUGGGGCUAGUCCUAGUGAGAAGAUCAAAAGCAAGAAGGAAGUCGUCCAGGAGGUUGUGAAGGAGGUGAAGGAUGUCGACAAUGUCACCAACCAGGAGACACCCAAGGCAAAGGAUAUCAUGAGGAAAGUCAAGCUCGCAAUCGACACUGAAGACGCUCAUUUGGCUGAUCAGGAGAAUGAGGAGCUGGUGACUUAG
Molecule: messenger RNA, 1380 nt
Organism: Penicillium arizonense
Lineage: Eukaryota; Fungi; Ascomycota; Eurotiomycetes; Eurotiales; Aspergillaceae
Exons: 4
Coding region: 1-1380 (459 amino acids)
Source: RefSeq, a predicted model, not a curated record